UGUUUUACUGACUUGUGUUUUGGCGCUUCAGCGCGCCGUUUGGAGUUUCUGGACAGAAACAUGUCCGCCUCCUCCUCCUCCUCCUGUGCUGCAGCAGCUGCUGCUGGCGGGAUUCAGGGCUCUCUCCUCAAACUCCACUCUUUUCUAGGAGACACAGAAACUAGAAAUGCCGCUCUCAUAUGCCACGAUAUUAUUGGAGACCUGGGUCAGGAGUGCAUGAUAACCAAGAGCGAGAACGAGCUGGUUUUUCAGACCUCCUUGUUGUUUGCCAAGGAUGAGGGGUUGCUCAGCUUCCUCCGGAAGUCCUUGUCCUAUGAAGAGCUACGGGACACCAGGGUUGACAUUCUCAAUCUGUUGGGCACGUUCCUGCAGAGGAUGGCUGUUGGUGUUAAAGGAUGGGAGAAGAACUACGCUGUCGAAAUGAAGGAUACUUGCCUUGUUGUCUACACGAAGGAUAAAGCUGCAAAAUGUAGAGGGCCUGCUUUAGACUUACUUAUCAAGGUGCUCUAUGCGACUAAGGACUCAAGUGUUGCUCAAGACUUCAAAAUUGGGGACAUGUUCAACAAAUUUUAUGGGGAGUUGGGUCAGAAAACUAAGUUACCCGACACAGUGCUGGGUAAUCUUUAUGAACUUCUCGGAGUGUUGGGUGAAGUGCACCCCAGUGAGAUGGUCAACAAUUCAGACAAACUGUAUAAGGCCUACCUGGGAGAACUGAAAGGACAGAUGACCUCGACUACGAAGGAACCCAAACUUCCUGUUGUUGCUGGUUGUCUAAAGGGGAUCACAGCACUGAUGGUGAACUAUACCAAAUCAAUGGAGGAAGAUCCUGUAACCUCGAAGGAAAUCUUUGACUAUGCACUGAAGGCUAUCUGCCCACAGACUGAGAUGAAGCGUUAUGCAGUCACCUUUGCUGGGCUUAAACUCUUUGCGAAGCAUGCAGGCCAGUUCAGUAGCUGCCUCAUGGACCACUACAGGACUGUGUUUGACGUCAUGUCAAAACUGUGUGGACACAUAAACGGUGAAAUGAAGAAGACAAGCUACAUGGCUCUAGAGUCUUUCCUUAAACAGGUUGCCAUCCUUGUGGCUGAGAAUGUUGAGCAGCAUCAAAACAAGCUGAAGUUCUUCAUGCAGAAGUUUUGUUCUAUUAUCAGGACAAUGGACUCCAGUAACAAAGAGCUCUCCAUUGCUAUCAGAGGAUAUGGAUUUUUUGCUGCUCCCUGUAAGGUGGUGUGUCCUCAGGAUGUAGAUCUGAUGUACACGGAGCUCAUCCAGCGGUGUAAGCAGAUGUAUCUGACUGAGUCAGACCAGGAUGAUGAAAAUGUUUACCAGCUGCCUAGCUUCCUGGACUCCAUAGCUAGUGUUCUGAUCCACCUGGACAGGGUCCCUGAAGUGUACACAUCAGUGCUGGAGCGCCUUUUAGUCGUUCAGAUUGACACUUUCCCUCAGUACAGCCAGAGGAUGCAGUAUGCCACGUGCCGCUCCAUCAUCAAGGUGCUCAUAGCCAUGGCAGCCAAGGGCCCAGUCCUUUGGAGUUUCACCAGUUCUGUGGUUCACCAAGGACUGAUCCGGGUGUGCUCUAAACCAGUUGUUCAAGUUCAGGAGGAGAACGCUGCUCAGGGUCAAGCCAAGAGUGAGGAGGAUGCAGCAGAGCCCACACUGGUGCGCUCUGGGAAAUGGAAGGUUCCGUCAUGUAAGGAUUAUCUGGACCUCUUUAAAGGGCUUCUAGACUGUGAGAAUCUGAAGGACACUGGGUUUCUUGAUGGAUCUGCUGUAAUGAAGAACUACAGCCUAAAGGCUCUAAACAGGCUCUUGUAUGAUGCACUGGUGCAGUCCAUCUUGAAGAUUGUGGAGAAGCUUGAUCUCUCUGUGCAGAAAGUCAACGCAGAAGAUGAGGGACAAAGCGACAUUGGCUCUGGCCUUAUUCCCUCAUCAGACCCCACCACUAACCUGAUGCCCAACAAACCCAAAGAUUUCACUGCCUUUAUCAAUCUGGUGGACUUUUGCAGUGAAUUGCUGCCUUCAAAGAACCCGGAGUAUUUUACUCAGUGGAUGUACCCAUUGUGCCAUGAGCUCAUCCUGCAGUCCAUACGCUUCCCUCUGGUCAGCGGCUUCUAUAAGCUCCUCUCUCUUGCUAUGACUAUUGGCAAGAAGAUCAAAUACUUUCAGGGUCAGGGACCCAAAAGCAUCGGUGAAGGCUCUCCAGCUGGACGGGCCUGUUUCGCAGUUAUCUCAAAGUUUGGGAAGGAGGUGUGUGUCCGUAUUAAACAGUAUAAAGAUGAGCUUCUGGCAGCAUGUCUGACUUUUGUGCUGUCUCUCCAUCCUGACAUGGUGGCUUUGGAAAUCAAAGCUUUCAUCCCUGCACUACAGGCUGCUCUGCGGCUCGGUCUGAGCCACGCUCCUCUAGCUACUGCGGCGCUGGAUGCCCUGGAGUCCUGGUCCUCCCACAUCCCCUUCUCCAUCAUACAACCCCAUUAUGCGGACAUACUGCCCCACCUUGAUGGCUACCUCAAAACAGCCGCUGCUACCGAUAAAGAUGAGAGCAGUAUGAAUGUUACCUUUGUGUCAUCGGGCACUCAGAAGGGGUACGGCAAAGUAAUGAUGAGGCUUCUGCAGAAGUCAAAACACCUGCCUAUGGGGGACGAGUCUCCCAUUGCUGCAGUGCGCCGACGGGUGGUGCAGCUAUUGGGCCAUCUUGGAGGGCAGCUCAAUAGGAACCUUGUUACAGCCAUUUCUGCGGAGGAUAUGAUGAAGCGCUUUGUGGCAUGGGACAGUGAGAAAAGACUGAGUUUUGCUGUACCCUUUAAGGACGUUAAGCCCAUAAUCUACCUCGACCCUUUCUUGCCACGAAUCACUGAGCUUGCACUCUCUUCUAGUGACAGGCAAACUAAGGUGGCAGCUUGUGAGCUCCUCCACAGUGUGGUGGUGUAUAUGGUUGGAAAAGGGGUUCAGAUGGCUGAGGGGGAGACGUCCACUCCACCCAUGUACAAUCUACACAAGCGAAUCUUCCCAGUGCUUCUACGCUUGGCCUGUGAUGUCGAUCAGGUGGCAAGGCAGCUCUUCGAGCCUCUGGUGAUGCAGUUGAUUCACUGGUUCACCAAUAACAAAAAAUUUGAAAGCCAGGAUACAGUGGCAGUGCUGGAAGCCAUUCUGGAUGGAGUGGUGGACCCCCUGGACAGCACUUUGAGGGACUUCAGUGGCAGGUGCAUCCAGGAGUUUGUAAAAUGGUCAAUCAAACAAACCACCCCAAAGCAGCAGGAGAAAAGCCCAGCCAACAUCAAGUCCUUGUUCAAGCGCAUCUACAGCCUUGCCUUGCAUCCCAAUGUGUUCAAGAGACUGGGAGCUGCAUUGGCCUUUAACAGCAUCUACAGGCACUUCAGAGAGGAAAACUCUCUUGUGGAGCAGUUUGUCUUUGAGGUGCUGGUGGUGUUUGUGGAGAGCUUGGCUUUAGCACACUCGGAUGAGAAAUCUCUGGGAACUGUUCAACAGUGCUGCAGUGCCUUAGACCACCUCAAAAGGAUAAUCGAGCACAAGGCAGACUCCCUUAAUCAGAGCACGAAGAGACGCACGCCCAGGGGCUUCCCGCCAGAGCAGACGGUGAGUCUCUGUGAUGUGGUCAUGUGGCUGCUGACCCAGUGUGGGCGUCCACAGACUGAAUGUCGGCAUAAAUGCAUGGAGCUCUUCUAUGAGUUUGUCCCGCUUUUGUCAGGUAAACCUUCACCUGCACAGUGGCUGGAAGAACAGGUUAAAAAAGAAGGGCAGAGGUUUCUAAUUGCGCGUUUGGAAGGAGGAGGACUGCUGUGUCAGCCCACUCUCAGAGAAGUUGAAGCUCCAUUCAGUGUCAGAGCUGCCCUGCAGUGGAUGGAUCUCUUGCUGGCUACUCUUGACUGCUACAACACAUUUACUGGCCUACGCCUCAUCCAGCCCCAGAGAAUUCUGGAUUCUAGCGAGAAGUCCAGCUUUCUGCCUGCAAUCCGUUUCUUCCUGACAGAACUAGCUAUGCAUGACAUGAAGGCGGCCUCAGCCUGUUUCAGAGUGUCUGACUCUACUUCACCUCACUUCAGCCAUAGAGAAAGAGAGCUGUACAACUACAACAAGUGCACCAUUGUUGUGCGCCUGCUGGAGUUCUCCACCAUGGUGCUGCUCAAGUGCCAGCAGGACCUUUGGAAGCUCCUGGAAAAGGACAUUUUCAACUCAUCCUUCUUCACACUGCUCACCAUGACUGUGUGUGAACCUUUUGUUGUCGGUUUCAACAUGGCUGAUUUGGAGGUGAUGACUCGGCUGCCUGAAGUCUGUGUUCCACUGCUGAAGGCCCUCGUAUCAACGCCCUACAGGACAUAUCUGGAGAACAGCAUUAGGAAGAAGAUAACUGCUCAAUGUGUGGAGGAAUUGUGUGCGGUGGAUCUGUAUGACCCAGUUGCACAGGACAGCCAUGCCAAGCUGGAACUGUUACUUUCAGCCUGCAAACAGCUUCACCAGUGUGGUCUUCUCAACUCCAUCCUUCAUAGCCAAGAUGCUGGUUAUUGCAGCUCUCUAGGUUCUAAACUCCUCACUGCAGUCUACAAAGGCAUUGCACCUGGAGAGGACAGGAAGUCCCUGCCUUCCAUGGAUGUUACCAGCAGGAAGUUGGCUAAUGGUUUGGUACAGCUGGCUUUCUCACUUGGUGAUCAAACUGAGCAGCUGGUUGGCCUAUUGCUAAACUCAGUUACUCUGUCAGUGCCUCUUUCUGGCAGCCUAAACCCUCAUUUCCUCAGUUUCUCCCAUGGAGAGUACUUCUACAGCCUCUUCCAAACCACCGUUAACACAGAGCUUCUUCGCUGCCUGGACCACUCCGUGCCCCUGUUGCUCACUGCGGCCACACAGAGCCCCAAUAUGGUUAGUGUCCUGCUCAAUGGCAUGUUGGACCACAGUUUCCGUGAACGUUCGGUUAGGAAGACUCAAGGCUCUCGACUGGCAGCGCAACUACUGAAGGGGUGGGGCUUGCUGAAACCAUGGUGGGACAGCCCGAACUCCUCACCGGAGAGCAAAACCUCCAUCCUUACUUUGCUUUCCAAAGUUCUGCAGAUCGACUCUUCAGUUUGCUCAGACACCAAUCAUCAAGCUUUUAGUGCAGUCUUUUCUACCUUCACGACACUCAUCACUGACACAGCUCUACCCUUAAAUCUGAAGAGCCAGGCCCUGAUCAUCCUGCCCUUCUUCACCAAAUUACCCAGCGGCCCUCUGGAGGAGCUAGAGAGAGCUCUGGUGGCUCUUGUGGCUGCACAUUUCCCCAUGCAGUCAGACGAGUUUCCUCGUGGAUCGCUCCAGUGCAAUAACUACAUGGAUUGCAUUCGUAAGUUUUUAGAUGCCUUGGAGCUGUCUCAGAGUCCUGUCCUGCUGAUGCUAAUGGCAAAAGUCCUGUGUCGUGACAAAAAGCACAUCAUGGAGGACCAAUUUCAGAAGUGCUUCCAAAGAAUUGCACGACAGUCGAGCUGUGAGGGUCAAGUUCUCCUCCUGUGCACCAUCUAUCAGAUGUUCCAGGCCAAAGAUGUUCCCAUGAACUCCAUGCUCAUGGGUUUGCUGGACAGAGUGCUGGUCCCACUGACGACUCACUGUAGUGUUAAGGGUCUGUCGCAGUUCUUUAUCACCAAUGUGGCUGCUGUCAUGACUACUCUACAGGCACGCUUCACCAAAGUUGUAGAGUCUGCUUUCGAGAGCCAAAUCAUCAUGAAGAUUGGCUGCUGUAAACUGCUGGAAUUGCUUUAUUCUCGUCUGCCAAAAGAAGAGAUCUACUCCAAAGACUCAGCCAUCAAUCAGGCAUUCUGUGGACCAGUCAAAGCAGAGGGAAAUGAGCUGUCCAAAAACCUACUCAAGUCCUGUUUCGAAGCUUUCACUGAGAACAUGAAAGGAGAGACCGCUCUGUUGGAGCUGAGGAGGCAGUUUCAUUGCGCUGCUUACAACUGUGCAGUUGCCCUCAUCAGCUGCAGCUUCAACGAGACCAAGUUCUACCAGGGCUUCCUCUUCACUGAGAAACCAGAGAAGAAUCAGUUCAUUUUUGAGAACCUAAUUGACCCACACAGGACAUACAAUUUUCCCAUAGAGAUUGAAGUUCCCAUUGAAAGGAAGAAGAAAUAUGUCAUGAUUAGAAAGGAAGCAAGUGGAGAAAAUGGAGAUGCUCCAGUAUACCUUUCAUCCCAGUCCUACAUGGCUGACAGCAGCCUCAGUGAGGAGAUGAGCCAGUUUGAUUUCUCUACUGGAGUCCAGAGCUUUUCCUACUCCCAGAAUUCCACAGGACGCCGUGGUGGCAGCAGAGCAAGGGAGCGUGUAGAGGUCCUACAUGAGGAUGAAACAGUGGAGUUGGAGAUGGAUGAGCUGAACCAGCACGAGAGCAUGGCCUCCAUGACUGCUCUGUUCCGUCACAUGCAGAGAAACAACAUCACACCUAAAGUUGAGGAAGGUGUGAUACCCAGUGAUCUGCCUCCCUGGAUGAAAUUCCUACAUGGGAAACUGGCUAAUUCAUCCACUCCUCUGAAUAUUCGCCUGUUCAUCGCCAAACUUAUUAUCAAUACAGAGGAGAUGUUCCGUCCCUAUGCCAAGCAUUGGCUAGGACCACUCUUACAGCUCGUGGUUUCUGGCAACAAUGGAGGAGAAGGCAUCCACUUUAUGGUGGUGGACAUCGUGGUCACUGUCCUCUCUUGGACCAGUGUGGCCACUCCAAAGGGAAACACUAGAGAUGAAGUCCUGGCCCAUCGUCUAAUAGAGUUUCUGAUGAAAAACUGCUUCCAUGCCAAAAGGGCAGUGUUCAGGCAUAAUCUGGAAAUUAUCCGCACCAUGGUGGAAUGCUGGAAAGAUUGUUUGCAUAUCCCAUAUAAUCUAAUAUUUGAGCACUUUUCUGGAACUGACCCCAACAGCAAAGACAACUCUGUUGGGUUGCAGCUCUUGGGUAUAGUGCUGGCCAACCACCUUCCCCCCUAUGAUGCUACUUGUGGUGUUGACCAUGACAGGUACUUCCAGUCUCUGGCCAACAAUCUGUCCUUCAUCAGAUAUAAAGAAGUCUACUCUGCUGCGGCGGAGAUCAUUGGGUUAACCUUAAACUACAUGAAAGACAGGGACAAUCAAAACCAGGUUCCAUUGUUAGAUGCAACUGUUUCAAAGCUGAAUGAUUUGAAGAAGAAGGAUCUGGGUGACAAGUUUGUCAUUUGUUUGAGCAAAGUGUCCAGGCACUUCCCACCUCUGGUAGCUCGCUUUGUGAAUGCUGUUUUCUACUUGCUGCCGAAACUACAUGGCUUGUUGAAGACUCACUGUCUGGAGUGCGUCCUUAGCUGUGCUGACUCCAUUCCUGAUAUCUUUAUGCACCUCAAAACCAAGGGCUUUGUCCAAAUUAUGGCCCAUAGAGACGAGACGAGGCAGCGGGUGUGCCUGGACAUCGUACAUAAAAUAUUAGCCAUUCUGAAGCCAGAGGAGCUAAAGGAGAUUUUGGGGGCUGUCAGUGCCUUUGUCUCUCACCCCUCCCCUGUCUGCAGAGAGAGGAUGUAUGACAUCCUCAUGUGGAUCCAGGACAACUACAGCGAUGCUGAGAGCAAGGAGGACAGUACAUCUAUGGAGGUGCUCAAUGCAGCCAAGGAAACACUCCUCCAAGGUCUGACAGAUGAAAACCAGGGUUUGCAGCUGUAUGUACGGAACUUCUGGAGUCACGAAAGGCGUCUGCCUCCUGCUACACUGGAACGGAUGCUGAUGGUGCUGGGAUCUCUAUACUCGCCCCGCAUUGAGGAACGAUUUCUUAGCCUGGCCACAGAUUUGCUACUUGAAAUGACCAGUCAAAGUCCUGAUUACACACGCAACAUGUUCGAGUUUCCACUCUCUGAAUGCAAGUUUCAGGACUAUACAAUCAUCUCCAACUGGCGGCUGCGGAGCACGGUCCUCACGCCCAUGUUCAUGGAAACCCAGACGACUCAGGCUGGGGGUACUCAAAGUUCAGACAGUGCAAGGUCGCAGGCGACCAUCUUGAAGGGCCAAAUCCGAGCCACUCAGGCCUCUUUGGAAUUCUCCCAAACUCAGGCUCCUGGUGCAGGUCGGCGUUCAGCAUACAACUGGUUGACUGGCAGCAGCGUGGACACUCUGGCAGAUUACUCCCUGUCCUCUGACUCUUUGUCCUCUCUACUUGUGUUUGAGAAGAAGAGAGCAGAGCGGCCCCUCGCCUUACGAGCAGUGGGUGCUGGCUUUGGCUCUAGACGUCUCACUGCUCCCACUGACGAGAUGGACAGCCGUAGUGCAGCUGAUCGGGAAAAGCGUGCAGACAUCCUGAGACUGAAGCGAAGGUUCCUGAAGGACAAAGAAAAAGAGAGCAUAAAAUUUGCAAAGAGGGAAAUCCAGUCACAAAAAAGUGAAAAGGAGAAAAGGGCAGACCAGAAAUUACGACGAGAAGCCCAGGUCACCUUGUACCGGAGCUACAGGGUGGGAGACCUGCCUGACAUUCAGAUCCAGCAUAGCAGUCUUAUUGCUCCUUUACAAGCACUGGCACAAAGGGAUGCCACUCUGGCCAAGCAGCUGUUCAGCUCGCUGUUUUCUGGUGUCCUGCUUGAGAUGGAGGGAUCCAAACCAUUUAAAGAGAGAGAGGGAGUUCUAAAGAACCUGCUGCAGAAGAUCAACAACUUCCUGCACACGAGCACUAUGUACUUCCCACCUUUUAUUUCUUGUGUUCAGGACAUGUGCUAUCAGCACAGAGCCUUACUGGACAUUCAGCCUGCCAGCGUCAGUGCCAGCUGCCUAGCCAGCCUGCAGCAGCCCAUGGGCAUUCUCCUCCUGGAGGAGAGCCUGCUGCGCUCUAGCAGCAUGCCUGAUGAACCUCCUUCCAAACGGGCUCGGGGCAAAAAGGAGCUGCCCCCAGACACAGAGAGAUGGAUUCAUCUAGCAAAGUUGUAUAGGUCUUUGGGGGAUUAUGAUGUUGUGAGGGGCAUCUUCGGAGGAAAGAUUGGCACAAAGUCCAUUACAUGCACUGCACUGCAGGCAGAAGCAAAAAGCGACUAUGCUGAGGCAGUGAAGCUCUACAAUGAGGCACUGAACACUGAGGAGUGGAUGGAUGGAGAACCCACUGACACAGAGAAAGACUUCUGGGAGAUUGCAGCUCUGGAGGCCUACAAUCACCUGACAGAAUGGAAGUCUUUGCGGUACUGUGCUACAGUAAAUAUUGACGACAGCUCGCCUAUUAACCUGAAUAAGAUGUGGGAUGAUCCUUUUUAUCAGGAAACAUAUCUGCAGCACAUGAUGCGCAGCAUGCUGAAGCAGUUGCAGCUGGGUGAAAGGGACCAGUCUCUCCUUAGCUUUGUGGAUGCUGCCAUGAAGGUGGAGGAGCGCAAACUGGUGAUGGAAACGCACUACAGUCAAGAGCUGAGUCUGCUGUACAUCCUGCAAGAGGACUAUGACCGAGCCAAAUACUAUGCCCACAACUGCAUGCAGGUCUUCAUGCAGAACUACUCUAGCAUUGACCCUCUGCUGAACCGCAGCCGUCUGACUGUGCUGCAGUCAGUCCAAGCUCUGACAGAGAUCCAGGAUUUCCUCCAUUACAUCACAGGUGAAGUCUCGGUGUCCUCAUUGAAACACGUGAUCAAGCGGUGGACUACUCGCUACCCUGAUGCUAAAAUCGACCCAAUGAAUGUUUGGGAUGACAUCAUUACAUCUCGUUGUUUCUUCCUGGAUAAGAUCUGGGAGAAGCUGAACUCUUCUCCUGCUAACAGUAUGGAAGUGGAUGGAGCCGAGCAGGAAAGCACAGAAGAUUUAGGAGCCCUAGUGAAGCAGUGCAAGUUCAAUAUGAAACUAAGCAUGGCAGACAGUGCCUGGAAACAGAACAAUUUCUCUGUGGCAACCAAGCUGUUAAAAGAGCUUCACAGGGAAGCGAAAACAGAGAACGCUUGGCUGCGGCGCUGGGUUCACUGCUUCACCCGCUUCACCCACCGUAGAAGCCAGAGUAUCGGACCAGCCGAGCAGAUCAGCUCCCUGCUCAAGACUGUCCCUCUGCUUGAGGAGACUGAGAGGCAGAGUGAAGGCUCCACGGGCAGUGUGUUGAGAGAUCAAAGGAUCCUUCUGGGCUCAACCUUCGACCUUUUGGCUAGUUCUGUGCACCGUAGUCCCUCUACUCUGGAGGCCCUCAGUGAAGAAAAGGCACAGAGAGUUCUGGAACUUUCCAGAGCCUCUCAGAGUGACCAGGUAGUGGAGGGUCUGCAGAAGCGUGCUCUGGAGCUGUUAUGCAGUGCUGCUCGCAGGGCAGAGGAAGAGGAGCAGUCAUUUAGCCACAAGCAUGCAGACACAGUUGGCAUUGUGGAGGCCUACAUGACUCUUGCCAACUUCUGUGACCAGAGGCUAAGGGAGGAUGAGCAAAGAGGAGAGGCAAGUUCUCCGAAGUUCCAGUCUUUGCCUGCUCAUGUGGUGAACAUGAUGCUUAAAGCUUUAAAGCUCCACUCUGAGGAAGCCAGACUCAAGUUCCCCCGCUUACUGCAGCUGGUGGAACUCUACUCUAAAGAGAGCCUGGACCUAAUGGCCAAAGAGGUGGUGAGUGUGCCCUGCUGGCAGCUGAUUGGCUGGAUCAGUCAGAUGAUGGCCCUGUUGGACAAGCCAGAGGCAGUGGCUGUUCAGCAUGUAAUCAAAGAGAUUGGAGAGUGCUACCCACAGGCCCUUGUCUACCCUUUCAUGAUAAGCAGUGAGAGCUACACAUUUGAAGAUUCUGCUAAUGGUCACAGGAACAAGGAGUUUGUGGAGAAGCUAAAGUCAAUAUUGGAUAAAGGAGGAGUGAUUAAAAAGUUUGUUGAUGCUCUUCAGCAACUCACCAAUCCUGAAAUGCUUUUCAAGGAUUGGUGGGAUGAGGUCAGAAAUCAGUUGGAGAAUCCAAACAUGGAUAAAAAGAUGAUGAGGGAGCUGUAUGGAGAAAUGAGCGCCUCUCUGUGCGAUUCAAAAGCCCAAGGAUUUGGAUCGUUCCGAAAGAAAUUUGUUCAGAAAUUUUCCAAAGAAGUUGAGAAGCUUUUAGGCCCAGGUGGCUCAAAGCUUUAUGAGAAACGCAAGGAUAAGGACUACAUUAAGAAAGUGGAUGAGCUGGCUGUGUCCAUGAGAGGCUGCCAAAAAGAGCCGGGGAACCUGAAGGAGUACUCGCCCUGGCUCAGCAACUUUAGAGUGGAGGCACUAAAAAGCGAGCUGGAGGUGCCAGGGCAGUAUGAUGGUAGAUCUAAACCUCUUCCAGAGUAUCAUGCAAAAAUCACAGGCUUUGAUGAGAGGGUGAAGGUCAUGACUUCCAUUCGUCGCCCAAAGCGUGUGAUCAUGCGGGGCGAUGAUGAGAGGGACCAUCCUUUCCUUGUGAAAGGAGGAGAGGACCUUCGGCAGGACCAGCGCAUCGAGCAGCUCUUUGGCGUCAUGAACAUCAUCCUCAGCCAAGACGCAGCUUGUUCCCAGCGUAGCCUAAUGCUGCGCACCUAUCAGGUUAUUCCCAUGACCAGCAGGAUUGGGCUUAUAGAGUGGAUGGAGAAUACAUGCACACUGAAAGACUUUCUGGCCAGCAGAAGGACUGAUAAAGAGCAGACGACCAUAACACGGCCUAAUGAAAUAUAUGAUGCUUGGCUAAGUAAAGUUACUAGGAAUGUGAAUGGAAUAAUGCGAUAUGCUGAAGUAUAUAGGAAGGCAAACCGCACAGACACUGUAAAUAACUUUAAGAGGAUCGAGCAGACCGUGCCAGAGGAUCUGCUGAGACGAGCCUUCGUAAAGAUGAGCACCACCCCUGAGGCGUUCCUCUCACUGCGUUCUCACUUUGCUAGCUCCCAUGCACUGCUCUGUGUCAGUCACUGGGUGCUGGGCAUCGGAGAUCGUCAUCUCUCCAACUUCAUGAUCAACACUGAAACAGGAGGCAUGGUUGGCAUCGACUUUGGCCAUGCUUUUGGAUCAGCCACUCAGUUUCUGCCAGUGCCGGAGUUGAUGCCUUUCCGGCUUACGCGGCAGUUUGUGACUCUGAUGCGGCCCAUGGCAGAGUCCGGUCUGAUCCGCAGUGUGAUGGUGCAUUCACUCCGUGCCUUCAGAAACGACCCUGACCUGCUGCUCAACACCAUGGAUGUGUUCGUCAAAGAGCCUUCUCUGGACUGGAAGAACUUUGCUGUGAAGCAGUUAAAGAAAGGAGGAACCUGGACUGAAAAUGUGGAUACCCAAGAGAUCAACUGGUACCCACUGCAAAAGGUCAACUUUGCUCGUAGGAAGUUAGAGGGAGCCAACCCCUCAGUUAUAACAAGUGAGGAGCUGUGUCUAGGCUUUGAGAAAGCUGCUGCGUUUAAUGCCAUGCAGGCUGUGGUUCGAGGAAGUGAGGAACACAAUAUACGUGCCCGACUUGGUGAGAAAGAUCUGAGUGUGGAAGACCAGGUGGACUGUCUUAUUGAUCAAGCGACGGAUCCCAAUCUCCUGGGCAGGGUGUGGAUAGGCUGGGAACCAUGGAUAUAAGUGAGCUUAAGGGCAUAAUCUUUAUAUGCACAUGACUUUCAUGUUUCAACUGGGCUUCCUCUUCAUUUCAUUGACUGAGUUUUUUUUGCCACAAUAUCUCUGACUACACCAUACUGACACACCAAAGUCUGUGGUAAUUCAAUUAUGGCCAACAAUUUGAGAGCUUUCAGAUUUAUCUAUGAAUCUUUAUCAGAUUGCGAAGUGACGUCAUCAUACCAGUGAUGUAACACGUUAUCACGAUGUGGUACUCCACCCUUAUGGUCAGUUGCCUGAAUGGAUUUAUUGUUGUGUUUGACAGAACAGCUUCCAAUAUCAGUUGGCCUGUGUCACUGUGGGGACUACUGGUCACAAACUGGGAGAUCAAGUGUCAGCUCUGGGGCAGUAAUUAUAUUAGUUUCACUUCCAUGUUUGAGGUCUUGUCUGUCAGUUUGGGCACACUUAUGGAAUUCUGCUGAAAGUAUGUAUAAACUCAAAUAAAGUUUUCUUUGUUCAUGAAAUGUCAGCUAGAAUAAUAAUUUCGAAAACUGUAUGCAUCGUCUA
Messenger RNA from Pygocentrus nattereri (red-bellied piranha), 12981 nucleotides. RefSeq names its product protein kinase, DNA-activated, catalytic subunit (gene prkdc). The coding region runs from base 61 to 12441 and encodes 4126 amino acids. Gene Ontology annotation, cellular component: nucleus. The record is from RefSeq and is a predicted model, not a curated record. Gene Ontology annotation, biological process: immunoglobulin V(D)J recombination; double-strand break repair via nonhomologous end joining; intrinsic apoptotic signaling pathway in response to DNA damage. Gene Ontology annotation, molecular function: protein binding; DNA-dependent protein kinase activity. NCBI's taxonomy places the organism in Eukaryota, Metazoa, Chordata, Actinopteri, Characiformes, Serrasalmidae. The transcript has 86 exons.